Plasmopara halstedii is the source of this 411-nucleotide messenger RNA. RefSeq lists its product as uncharacterized. The coding region runs from base 1 to 411 and encodes 136 amino acids. The record is from RefSeq and is a predicted model, not a curated record. The transcript is spliced from 3 exons. Lineage: Eukaryota; Oomycota; Peronosporomycetes; Peronosporales; Peronosporaceae.
AUGCUGACAUCUUCGCUAAAUUUAUCCACGCUAGAGGUGGUGGGAUUUGUACGACGCACUUCUAAGGGCUUGUCAACUUCAGCGGUCUCCAAUUCACGAGCAGUGUACGUAGCGCCAGCGGCAACCUCGGUGGUCGAAGCUGUUUCCAAAGCUCUCAUGGGUGGGGCACUGUCGGAAACCAUCGCUCCAGUACUUGUCGCCAUCAGUGUGGCUGCGCUCAUUGUCGCCAAAAGUGUAGAAAGAGAAAGACGCAUAGCUAUGAAUGUCGGAUUACCUGUGGAGCACGAAGGGAAAUUGGAAAUGGAGUUUAGCUUCGCUGUAGAACUUCCCGAGCUGGCUUCUACACAGCGAAGCUUGUGUGCUUUGCUGAUUGAACAGCCGGCUCGCAAUGCACGUGAUGACUAUUACUAA